Molecule: messenger RNA, 651 nt
Organism: Zychaea mexicana
Lineage: Eukaryota; Fungi; Mucoromycota; Mucoromycetes; Mucorales; Lichtheimiaceae
Product: cytochrome P450
Exons: 4
Coding region: 1-651 (216 amino acids)
Molecular function (GO): heme binding; oxidoreductase activity, acting on paired donors, with incorporation or reduction of molecular oxygen; iron ion binding
Source: RefSeq, a predicted model, not a curated record
AUGGCGGAUAUGGUAAAUGCCGGGACAGAUUCCACGGCAACGUCAGUUGCAUGGGCGUUUGUGAUACUCAGCCAUUUUCCAGAUGUACAGAAACAGCUCCGUGACGAGGUCGACGCGUUCAUUAACAAGCACGGACGGCUUCCAACUUAUGAAGAAAGAGAGAACUUUCCGUUUUUACUUUCCACGCAAAAGGAAUGCUUGAGAUAUAAGUCCCUUGUACAUCUUGUGUUACACCAAGUCUCUGAAGAUAUCGAAUGCAAGGGAUAUAUUAUACCGAGAGUAUCAAUUGUUGUUUCUAAUACAUACACCCUGCAUCAAGAUACGACGUUUUAUGACAAUCCAGAGAAGUUUAUUCCGGAUAGAUCCAUGGAAGACCAGACGCCAAUGUCCGUGUGUGCAAAUUCGCGUGAAAAACGCGAUCAAUUUACUUUUGGUUGGGGAAGACGAGUUUGUCCUGGAAUUCAUAUGGCUGAAGUUGAACUGUUCCAUAUCUGGGUGAGGGUUUUUGCAACCACAAUAAUCGAACCACCUCUUGAUAACAGCGGGAAGCCUGUGUAUCCAAAUUUGAACGCUAUCGAAGAUUUGGGAAUCAUCGUUGCUCCAAAGGAGUCGAAUCUUGAAUUCAUUGAACGCAGAGAUCGUCUUAUCUAA